This is a messenger RNA of Aspergillus costaricaensis CBS 115574, 1137 nucleotides long. RefSeq names its product asparaginase ahrA. Bases 1 to 1137 code for a protein of 378 amino acids. The transcript has 3 exons. Gene Ontology annotation, molecular function: asparaginase activity. The record is from RefSeq and is a predicted model, not a curated record. Lineage: Eukaryota; Fungi; Ascomycota; Eurotiomycetes; Eurotiales; Aspergillaceae.
AUGCCUCUCAAGCCCUUUCUCUUUUCCGCUCUGGCCACUCUCGCCUCGGCCUCUCCGCUGCUCUAUACACGGACGACCAAUGAGACUUUCGUCUUCACCAAUGCCAAUGGCCUCAACUUCACCCAGAUGAACACCACCCUGCCCAAUGUGACCAUUUUCGCAACGGGUGGUACCAUUGCCGGCUCUGACUCCAGCUCAACAGCCACGACCGGCUACACCUCCGGAGCAGUCGGUGUCCUGUCCCUCAUCGAUGCAGUUCCGUCCAUGCUGGAUGUGGCCAAUGUCGCCGGCGUGCAGGUGGCCAACGUAGGAAGCGAGGAUAUUACCUCCGACAUCUUGAUUUCCAUGUCCAAGAAGCUGAACCGCGUCGUGUGUGAGGACCCGACCAUGGCCGGCGCCGUCAUCACCCACGGCACCGACACCCUCGAGGAAACUGCCUUCUUUCUGGACGCCACCGUCAACUGCGGCAAGCCGAUUGUCAUUGUGGGUGCUAUGCGCCCGUCCACGGCCAUUUCGGCGGACGGACCCUUCAACCUCCUCGAAGCUGUGACGGUGGCUGCCUCUGCUUCGGCGCGCGAUCGCGGUGCCAUGGUCGUCAUGAACGAUCGCAUUGCCUCGGCCUACUACGUGACAAAGACAAAUGCUAACACCAUGGACACCUUCAAGGCCAUGGAGAUGGGCUAUCUCGGCGAGAUGAUCUCGAACACCCCUUUCUUCUUCUAUCCGCCCGUCAAGCCAACCGGCAAGGUGACCUUUGAUAUUGCCAACGUGACUGAGAUCCCCCGCGUGGACAUCCUGUUCUCCUAUGAGGACAUGCACAACGACACCCUGUACAAUGCCAUUUCCAGUGGUGCCCAGGGUAUUGUGGUUGCUGGUGCCGGUGCUGGAGGCGUCACGACCCCCUUCAACGAGGCCAUCGAGGACGUCAUCAACCGUCUGGAUAUCCCCGUCGUGCAGAGUAUGCGCACUGUCAACGGGGAAGUGCCACUGUCGGACGUGAGCAGCGACACGGCUACCCACAUCGCCAGUGGAUAUCUGAACCCGCAGAAGUCGCGCAUUCUGCUGGGAUUGCUGCUAUCUCAGGGAAAGAAUAUCACCGAGAUUGCGGAUGUCUUUGCUUUGGGCACGAAUGCGUAG